Molecule: messenger RNA, 3752 nt
Organism: Amorphotheca resinae ATCC 22711
Lineage: Eukaryota; Fungi; Ascomycota; Leotiomycetes; Helotiales; Amorphothecaceae
Exons: 6
Coding region: 215-3403 (1062 amino acids)
Biological process (GO): transcription by RNA polymerase III
Cellular component (GO): transcription factor TFIIIC complex
Molecular function (GO): protein binding
Source: RefSeq, a predicted model, not a curated record
CUAGGGCACCUCAAUCUUCCAUCUUCGAUUUCCUUCAGCCCUCCUCCUCUUUUCAAUUUUUCACCUUCCGCCGCAACCACUUCUUGGAAUCCCUCUUCCCGGACAACUCUGGCGGCCUCUCUCCUUUUUUCGUCUUCGUCUUCAUCCUGUCUUCUUGUCCCUCCCUCCCUCUUCUCAAUGCAGCUAUUGUGCAUAUCGCGAACCCUACGCAACCAUGCCUCAAUCACAUGUUCCUGGCUCGGAGUCUUCUCUCGACCCCCAUCUGGCCCAUAUCAGCCAGUAUCCAGAUCCCGAGCCUAGCACAAUGGAAAGUUCGGCAUGGCGCUCUCUCGCACGGAACCAUGCCGAUGGAGAAAACACCUCGCCCCUCCAAACUCUUCAGGAUGGAGCUCAUGGAGCUCCCUCCCUUGUAGAAUCCAGAGCCGAGUUUGAGUCAUCGAGUGCUCGGCGAAGAAGUCAGAGUCGGGAGCUGUCCGAAGAAUCCGACUUCCUCGGAGAGGUUAGUGAUGGAUUGGAGGAUAUCUCAGAUGCAGAUUCUGAGACUAUGGAUUUCGCGGCCGGUAUAACCAAGUUUAAAGAUGAUGUUCGCAACUUUAGAGCUUCCCAGACCAGCGACACCCGUGACGAGCAAUCGGGCUUAGGGUUACGUCUUCCAGGUGGCCGUUCAGACAACCGAGGACAUGGGAGACUUCCAGGCCGUGGACGAGGCGGUUUAAGAGGCCCUCGGAGAGCUGCGGAGCCCACGGGCGACAUCAAGCUUCGAUUGAGUAAAGCUAACGAAGCCUUUAUUGCGGGAAAAUAUGAUGAAGCUAGGCUCAUUAUAUCAGAGAUCAUUCGCAUCAACGCCGAGACUUACGAAGCAUGGACCAUAUUAUCCACUAUCUUCCAAGAACUUGGUCGAAUUAAUGACGCAGUCAUGGCUCUCAUAUAUGCUUCUCACCUGCGUCCAAAAAACGUAGCGGGUUGGCUUAAGUGCGCGCGGUUUGCGCGGGAAGAGACUGGAGAGCAUUGGAGAAAUUAUCUCCCCUCCGCAAACUUCUGUUAUUCUUCUGCCUUACGAGCAGAUUCCAAGUGCAUAGAGGCCCGUCUAGGUAAGGCUAUGAUUUAUCUCGAGAGAAACAAACUCGCAGGUGCAAUUUCAGAGUACAAGACGAUCCUGAAGAUUCGGCCAUACGAUUCAAGUGUAAUUAGCAACUUGGCCGCGGCCUACGUGGACAAUGGCGAGAUCGAAAAUGCGAAGGAGCUCUACAAGGAAACGUUCGCCCAUUUUCGGUCUCAUGAAAGCGAAUCUGAGCAAACAGUAACAUGGAACGAUGUCAAUGCUUAUAUAACACUUUAUGAGUAUCUUGGCGAGUAUGCUGUGGCGAUAACAGAACUCAAGUCCCUCUCUCGCUGGCUGCUGGGCCGUGAAUCAGACGAUUUCUGGGAUGAGAUUAUAGACGAUGACCGGGAGUGGGAUGCAGAUCAUUUAAGGAGAGUUGAGGUUCCAGGCUUUAGUGCUGAUCGCUUCCCAUUGUCUACUUAUGGCAACGGCCUGCCUCUUGAACUAAGGGUGAAAAUGGGCCUAUGUCGUCUGAAUAUGGGACAUCAUGAAGAGGCGUUGCGACAUCUAGAUUGGCUUGAGCCGUUGGAUAGGUCUGAGCAAAGCAAAAUUCUGGAAUACCCGGAUCUUUACCUUCAGGUUGCCGACAGGCUCUUGGAAACUGGUCUGUACCAAAAUGCUUUGGCGUUCUAUCAACCUCUAAAGCGGAUUCCCGAGCAGGUUACCGCGCCGCUAUAUAUUCAGAUGGGUCGGUGUUUUCAAGGUAAUGGUCUUGAUUUUAAAGCGGAGGAAUGCUUUCAAACAGCUAUCCAGAUAGAUGAAAACAACAUCGAAGCCCGGAUGGAGCUGGCAAAGAUGUAUGAGGAGCUGGGCGAGCAAGAGCAGGCAUUCAUAUACGUCAACGAGGCCAUGUCAAUUAAGAGGUCGCAGGAUCCACGGAUCCUCCCGGCUUCGAAACCCCGUCGAAAACGGUCCAGGAUUGACGGUCCAGCGGGGUCCAACGCGCUUCAGACACAGGACUCAGUCACGCCUACCAGAGGCCCACGGACGUACAAACCCCGCCGCCUGGCAGAUCCGGUUGAGAAGCUUAAGGAAGAGACUGCUAGAGCGGAGCAGCUGCGGAGUCAGUAUCAUGCUAUGCGGAAGGAACAUCAGGGGAUGAGGAAUGGCGAUCCCAGAUCCACAAACUCCUGGAUGGAAGCUGCUAGGGAUCUGACAGACGACUUUAGAAGCUUCAAGACCUUCUAUCCUUGGGAUAAAUACGUCAGGUUUCUGGGAUAUACAGGUGAUGCUCGUCUACAAGCGGAGACCUCAUUAGACAGUGAUCUUACAGCCAUGGCUGAGCGCCUGUCUCGGAAUUUGGGUGCCGAUGUCGCGGACAAAACUCAUGGGCCAAGCCCCGACAUACCGGCGGACUAUCGAGGGAUACCCUUCAGCGCAUGGCUGGAUAUCUUCUUGGAGUACGCAUUAUGUCUUGCUCGAAUUGGGAAGAUGCAAGAGUCAUAUGAGAUUUGCGAGGCGGCAAAAGAUGCGAUUGUCUUUUAUCAUUCUCGAGAGGAUAUGUUCUUGAUCAAUGUAGCAUGGUGUGUUUGCGCCCUCCUUUCCAGCGACGAGGAAACCUGUGUCACUGUUGCUCGGUUCUUCAUGAAGGAUUAUCAGUUCACUACGGAUUCGUAUAGGAUGUUUGCAGCAGUCGCAAGAAUGUGCCAGUCUCCUAUUUCUUGGUAUACUUCAGGCCCGACUCAAAAAUACGUCCUUCGGCAAAUCAAAGCAAUGGAUUACGCUCUUGUCGACGAAGCACGCCGCGGAAAAUACUUUUCCGAGAAAGGCUCCUAUUCAGCGCAAGAUGAGAACGGUCGUCACAUAGUCAAUGAUGACAUGGAUGUUGCACUCCUGAUGCUGUAUGGCCACAUACUAUAUGCAGGCACCAGCUAUGCGUAUGCUCUAAAUUACUUCUUCAGAGCCCACGCGCUGGACCCCGAGAACGCAAUGAUUAACCUGAAUAUCGGCCUUGCAUACGUUCACUACGCUCUCAAAAGACAAGCUGAGAAUCGGCAACACCUUAUACUCCAAGGGUUGACGUUUCUCUUCGCGUACUACGAGUCUCGCAGCCAAUCUUCUAGUAUCGAGGAACGACAAGAGGCCCACUACAACAUGGCCAGAGCAUACCACAUGCUCGGCCUUACACAUCUCGCAAUCCCCUAUUACCUGCUAGUGUUGAAGAAAGCUGUAGGUCAGGAGGAGUCUAUGCGCGAGGAUCUUAUGAUUGAUGCUGCGUACAAUCUCCAGACGAUAUAUUCGAUGGCUGGAAAUCCAGAUCUGACAGACACGAUUAACCCUAGCUAUAAAGAAAUAGUCUAAGGUAUUGACAUAUACCCCUUGUAACCUUUAGAACAAACUUGUCGAAGAUACAAAGGCCGAGAUCAAAUAUGACGAUGGUAUUGGAGUUCGAGUUCUAAAUCUGUGGGUUCCGUAGAAUAUCAACCAUCAUCAACGAAUUGUGACCUUAUUAAAGGUCUAUUUUCGUUUCUACUAGAGAUGUGCUCGUAGGUUGGUUGGGAUCACGGCGAGUGACUGGAUACAACGCGAUACAGAGCUGUCGUGUUCUGGAGACUGGAAUGCAGUCUGCUUGGGGAUCCUUUGUGAUAUAGCCGCGUGACUAGACAUAUCCCUCUGUCAAAAGCAGGAUUGACUAGUAGGGAUGCUGCCC